GCCAGUAGUAAUAGCAACCUCCACAUCCAUAUGUAGUGCAAUGGCUACGAGUAUGGAGCCAUCGCAAUUGUCCGCAAAGCAAAUUCUCAACAAUAGUCUAGUUUUGGAAAAUAUCUCUCACUGCUUGAAUUUUAAAGAACAAUUGAAGGCGGCACGUGUUUGCAAGGAGUUCCGAGAAACCAUUGUCCAAUUUAUAUGGCGCUCCAGCUGUAAGGAUUUGGUGGUGUCCGAAAGAGAUGACACUUACAUGGUGACCUUAAAUCAAACUCAAGACUAUUGCUUGGGACUAAAAGAUUUCCUGCAAUUUUUCAAACUGAAUCGGCGUAAUGUACAAAAGCUGACACUGAAGAACUGUAACCAUAGGAAAUUGAGGGAGUUGCUGGAACAAUUGGAACAUCUUACGUAUUUGGAAAUGCAAUAUUGUAAAAUUGCUGAAAAGACGAUCGAGGAAUUGGCCAAGAACUGUAAAGGUUUGAAGACUUUAACUUUUGAUCGUUGCCUGGCUGAAAAUUGCAAUUCUGAAUUGAUAUUGGGUCAAGAUCUCACAGUGGACACUUUGGUACUUAUGUCCUGCCUGGAAGAGUUGAAUGUCUACAAUCGUCAUAAAGUCAAAAUGAAAUAUGAGACUUUGUGGGAUAUUGUGCGCAAUCUAAGGCUAACGAAGCUAUCAAUUAAUUCCUCCAUAUUCUAUGAGGGCUCUGAGAGGAUACGUGAUCUGGUGGCAUUGGAAAACUAUUCGCAAGCAGCGGCGUUGAAUUUCUAUAAGACCCUGGAAAGCCUUGACAUAGGAAGAUUUUCGAAUCGUGCCUCUUGGCUGUUGUUUGUAAAAUUGCAAUUGCCCCACUUUAGAAAUUUGCAGAGCUUGUCAAUUUUCAUAGACUUGGCCAAUUGUGUGCUAAUCAAUGACUCAGUGGCCACUCUCAUUAGUGAUGCUUGCCCCCGUCUCAGAAAGCUAUGCUUCAAGCAAUGCAAAUUCCAACUGCAAGACUUCAGCUUGCCAGUGUCAUUGGAACAUCUGUGUCUGGUAUGGUGUUGGGGCAUAACCUGGCAAAAUCUUCAACAAAUCCUCCAGGACUACCCGCUGGAGGAACUAGUCUCCCUAAAUGGUCAUUACGAUGGUGAUGAUGGGCAAUGCUUCUAUCACUCUGAGUCCCUACAAUCUCUGACCAUUGAAACCUCUCUCAUCAAGGACAUGGUGGAUAUUUUCAGUUGUGCCAAGUCACUGUUUCCCCAGGUAACCACCCUGAAAUGGUUAAACUCCAGUGAAUGUUGUUACACCCAUCCCCAAGAGAUGAGGUAUGGUUUUUCUAAAAUAUUCCCCCGUCUUCAGGAACUGCUACUGGAACAAGCCUAUUUGCCUGCCAGAGAAUUUGAACAACUCAUCUGCCUGCAAUCUCUACAAAUAUCCCUUUACGAAGGCAUGAGUUGGCCUUAUCUCUUCACAUUGCUCAAAUCCUCUUCGUUGCAGCAGCUGAAACUUGAAAUGCCCACAAACAUCAUCACUUCAUUGUGUCCUGUACUAACUGCGGGCCCCGAUUGGCAUAUGAAACUCUAUCAAAUUUCAUUGACCAGAAAUUUAAAGUUGCUUGAGAUGCCCCUAAAGCUUUUACAAAAUGCUCUGCCAUUUUGGCUUGAUCUACUUCAUCAUAGUCAAGAGAUGAAGCUGAAAUUUUACGAUUGGUAUUCACAUAAAAUGUUCAAUCAGAUGUUUCUGCAAACUCUUCUCAAUGCUGAAAAGUUUCCAUCCAUGCGAAGGACAAUCGAUAUUUGUAAUAACAAAGUGGAUUGCCAAAUCCUUCGCAAAAAUAUAGUAAAGACCAUGGAGAGCUAUGAAUUUCACUGUAAUUCCCGAGGACAUUACUUUAUUGAGAUUUAAAAUUCGAAUAUGUCACAUUAAAACUUUGGAGUAUGCUUUCUUAAA
Molecule: messenger RNA, 1921 nt
Organism: Stomoxys calcitrans (stable fly)
Lineage: Eukaryota; Metazoa; Arthropoda; Insecta; Diptera; Muscidae
Exons: 2
Coding region: 41-1876 (611 amino acids)
Source: RefSeq, a predicted model, not a curated record